Striga asiatica is the source of this 1881-nucleotide messenger RNA. NCBI's taxonomy places the organism in Eukaryota, Viridiplantae, Streptophyta, Magnoliopsida, Lamiales, Orobanchaceae. The record is from the annotation of a GenBank genome assembly.
AUGGAUCUGCUUCAUCAUGAACACUUGAAUUCAUCCAAUGGAUUUUUUUCGGUUGUCCGAUCCACAGCCGAAUUUCCUGACUGGGCACUGGACAAAGAGUCGUCGUUUCCUUCUUCAGGCCAGAUAUCAAAUGUCGAAGACCACGAGAGUGGAAAAGGUUGUGAUAUGUCAGAUGCCGCCUUGAGCUACAUUGACCAGAUUCUCAUGGAAGAGGACACGGAAGAUGGGGCCCACACGCUCCAAGGGUCGUCGGAUUUUCAAGCGACCGAGAGAUCCUUCUACGAGGUACUGGGACAAAAAUACCCCCAUUCUCCGCAGCAAGAAUAUCCGCAGCUUUAUGCUGAUCAUCACUAUAGUUCGAUGAGUGGAUAUCUAAUUGAUGUCGUCCGCGAAAGACGGUUCAAAACUCCCACGGGCCCGUUUGACGGUCUCACGGAUCACAUUGUUCCGUCCAACUCCUCCAUUAGCCCGUCGAGUGGCUUGUAUAGCAUCGUAAAGCAUAAAAGAUCUUUUGGCGGGAGUGAAGUGGUGGAAGUAAAGCGGUUUUUACCGGGCGAAGAUGGAGCAAGAACCACCAAGAAUCCCCCGGUUUUUACGGAGUCCGACAUCCCCAUAGAAGAAUUCGACAAGCUCUUGCUCUUCACGCUCGAUGACCGUGACUCGAAAGACGUCCAAAACCCGACAAGCGCGGUGAGUAAGGCCCGACUUUGGAAGUCUCACAAGGUUAAAAGAGAGGCGAUCGACUGGUCGACCCUCUUGACGAAAUGCGCCCAAAUGGUGGCGACGGGCGACAGUCGAGCCGCGGCUGCUCUUCUAACUGAAAUCCGACGGCACUCGUCCCCUAACGGCGACUGGGCCGAGAGGCUGGCCCACUACUUUGCCGACGGGCUUGAGGCCCGCCUGGCGGGGACCGGCGGCCAGGUGUACAAAUCGCUCGGGUGCGACCGCAUCUCCCCCCCGGCCUGCCUCGAGACUUACUACAUGUCGAUCGCGUCUUUCCCGUGCCGGAAAGUCACGAACUUCGUCUCGAACAAACUCCUCGCGGCCCGGUCGGCGGGCUCGGCCCGUGUCCACGUCAUCGACUUCGGCAUCGUCCACGGCUUCCAGUGGCCGACCUUCAUCCGACGCUUGGCCCUUCGGCCCGGCGGGCCCCCGAGGCUCCGGAUCACUGCCGUCGACUUCCCCAGGCCGGGCCCCGGGCCCGCCAAGAUGAUGGAGGAGACCGGCGAACGGCUGGCCCGCUACGCGCGGGCCUUCGGCGUCCCGUUCGAGUUCUCCGGGAUCGUCGCUUGGGAGUGGGAGUCGGUUAGCACGGCGGACUUCCGAGUCGAGCCAGGCGAAUUCUUGGCCGUGACGUAUUCGCACCGUGCGAAGAACCUUCGGGAUGGGUCGAAAACGGCGGUUCUCGAUCUGAUACAGAGAAUCGGGCCCGACUUGUUCGUGCAUGGCAUGGUGGACGGAGCGUACGGCGCCGGGAGUCCCCUGUUUCCCACGCGUUUUCGGGAGGCUUUCUUCCAAUUCUCGGCAUUAUUCGAAAUGGUGGAGACGACGAGCAUGCCCUGUGGGAAGUCCGGGAGAAUGCUGUUCGAGGGGAUGUUUCGAAAGGAGAUAAUGAAUGUGGUGGCGUGCCAAGGGCCCGAUAGGGUAGAGUGGCCCGAAACUCGGAGGCAGUGGCACGGGCGGCACGUUAAGGCGGGGUUUAGGCAGGUCUCGUUCGGGAGGGAGCUGACGGGCUCGGUCGUGAGGAAGGUGAAGGUUUCGGGUUCGUACCACCGGGAUUUCUUGGUGGAGGAGGAGAAACAGUGGCUGUUGAUGAGUUGGAAAGGGAGGGUGAUAUUUUCCUUGUCCUGUUGGGAGCCUACUGAGGUCAACAACCUUUGA